ACCGGUGUGACGUCAUGCACGGGUUUUUCUACUGCCAACGCAGCAGAGUGGAGACGCGUUGCGCGCGCGGAGGCGUGAUGACGUCGUAGGGUUUAACGUACAGACAAGUAGCAGAGUGUGUGUGUGUGUGUGUGUGUGUGUGUGUGUGAGAGAGAGAGAGAGAGAGAGAGAGAGAGAGAGCUUGAAUGUGUGUGUGUGUGUGUACGAGGAUUCUCUUCAUCUAAACGGUCUUAAAUUCAGCUCCUUCAUCAUCUCCUCCUCCUCCUCUUCCUCGGCUCGGCUCUUCAGCUCAUCAGUGACCAGAUGGCGAGUCCUCGAACCCGACGUGUUCUGAAGGAAGUCAGGACCAAUGAUGGAAAUAACGUGUGUUUCGAGUGUGGAGCGUUUAACCCUCAGUGGGUCAGUGUGACGUAUGGAAUCUGGAUCUGUCUGGAAUGUUCGGGAAAACACAGAGGACUCGGGGUUCACCUCAGCUUCGUACGCUCGGUGUCGAUGGAUAAGUGGAAGGAUAUGGAGUUGGAAAAGAUGAAGGCUGGAGGAAACGAGAAGUUCCGUCUGUUCCUGGAGCUGCAGGACGACUACAACCUCAACUGGAGCUUACAAGAGAAAUACAACAGCCGAGCUGCAGCACUCUUCAGGGACAAAGUAGCGACUGAGGCAGAAGGAAAAGAAUGGUCAAUUGAAAGCUCUACCGCGAAGAAAUGGACUCCUCCUCAACCAAAGAGCGGCGUCUCAUCAUCACACCGCAGUGCAGCAGGCUCGGCUCAGACGCCCUCACCCUCUGACAGAGCAUUUGAGGACUGGCUCAGUGACGAUGUGAACUCCUAUCAGGGUGGAAGAGGCGGGGCUCAGGAGAAUCGUUAUGUGGGAUUUGGGAACACGCCCAAUCCUCCGAAAAAGGACGAGGAUUUCAUCAAUAACGCCAUGUCCUCUAUUUACUCAGGCUGGAGCAGUUUCACAGUUGGAGCAAGUAAAUUUGCUGCAGCUGCAAAAGACAAUACAGCAAAGCUGGCCAGUCAGGCAUCUCUGAAGUUAAGGGGUUAUAAACCGCCCCCUGAGCCGGCAACUGAAAUUGGCCAAACCUUAAACCAAACUGUUAUCAAACCCACUCAAGAGAAGGUUAGAGAUGGAAAGUUGUUUGAUGACGUCUCCGUCAGCUUCAAUGACUUUGCAUCCAAGGUUCAGGAUGCUGGAGCUAAAGUGAAGGAUAUAAACUCGUUCUUCAGUGGACAACCCGGGGAAGCUGCUGAUGGUCCUGCAGAUGCCGAUGUUUAUCAGAGCGACUCUGGAGGUUAUCAGAACAGCGAGGCUGUGGAUAAAAGUUUCUGGGAUUCGUUCGGUUCCAACGCUGAAAUGGGCACCAAAAAGUCUGCGAGCAGCGAGAGCUGGACCCAAGUGGAGAACUCAGGAGGGAAAAAGAGCUCGGACAGCUGGGAGAACUGGGGCUCCGACAACAAACACAGCACCGGAGACAGCUGGGAGAACUGGGAGAACCACUGGGAGAACAGUGGAGACAACAAGAACAAGAAGAGUCCAAAGGCGGAUGAGGAUGUGUGGGACAAUGCUAACUGGUAGAGCAGUGCAAACGGCUAAAUCACAACGUAUCGCACGUGUGUACGCCUGAACUGGAAAAGUAAAAAAAAAACCUAUCAAAUCCCCUCAUUCAUUUUGAAUUCAUGCUACACACACACACACACACACACACACACACACACACACUGUUACUGAUUCAUGGGUGUUGGAACUGUGUGUGUGUGUGUGUGAAUGUUCGUAUAUAAAGCCUGUUGUGUAGAUAUUGUAAUGAGGUUGUUGUUUGAUUUUAAGUGUAAUUAAUGUUGAAUUUCUGCAUGAAUAAACACAGACUGUGUAAA
Molecule: messenger RNA, 1871 nt
Organism: Silurus meridionalis
Lineage: Eukaryota; Metazoa; Chordata; Actinopteri; Siluriformes; Siluridae
Gene: arfgap1
Product: ADP-ribosylation factor GTPase activating protein 1
Biological process (GO): regulation of endocytosis; regulation of ARF protein signal transduction
Cellular component (GO): Golgi membrane
Molecular function (GO): GTPase activator activity
Source: RefSeq, a predicted model, not a curated record